GCAAGGCACGUCGGGCUGGACUCCGGGCAGAGGCACGUCGGGCUGGACUCCGGGCAGAGGCACGUCGGGCAGGACUCCGGGCAGAGGCACGUCGGGCUGGACUCCGGGCAGAGGCACGUCGGGCAGGACUCCGGGCAGAGGCACGUCGGGCUGGACUCCGGGCAGAGGCACGUCGGGCUGGACUCCGGGCAGAGGCACGUCGGGCUGGACUCCGGGCAGAGGCACGUCGGGCUGGGCACUCCCGGGCAGAGGCACAUCGGGCUGGACUCCGGGGCAGAGGCACAUCGGGGCUGGACUCCGGGCAGAGGCACAUCGGGCUGGACUCCGGGCAGAGGCACAUCGGGCUGGACUCCGGGCAGAGGCACAUCGGGCUGGACUCCGGGCAGAGGCACAUCGGGCUGGGACUCCGGGCAGAGGCACAUCGGGCUUCCGGCGAAGAGCACAUCGGGCCACCAGGCGGGCAGAGGCACCGGGCUGGACCCCGGGCAGCAGGCACCAGGCACGACAGUGGGCUCCGAAUCAACUGGCAUGACCGCUGGCACUGGGUCAGACAUUGGAUCGUCUGACUGGACAGCAGGCAUCGGGUCACCAGGCAUCAGGUCAUUUGGCUCGACAGCGGGCACCGUGUCAUCUGGCAAGGCAGUGGGCUCCGAGUCAACUGGC
Messenger RNA from Staurois parvus, 663 nucleotides. NCBI's taxonomy places the organism in Eukaryota, Metazoa, Chordata, Amphibia, Anura, Ranidae. The record is from the annotation of a GenBank genome assembly.